Porites evermanni is the source of this 1560-nucleotide messenger RNA. The record is from the annotation of a GenBank genome assembly. NCBI's taxonomy places the organism in Eukaryota, Metazoa, Cnidaria, Anthozoa, Scleractinia, Poritidae.
AUGUGGGAAGAAGGAGCCGAAGCUGCGGCCCCAGCUCAAGAUCAAAAUCAGGGUUUCUUUACGGGUAAUAUCAUGAACCUCGAGCGACCCAAGUUCGAUUCCCGCAAGGAGAAUCGGCUAGAAGCAUUAAAAGCCUUCAAAAAGAAAUGUGGUUACAUCUUCAAAGGAAGUCUUGUGAAUAUUUCGAAUGAAAGAAAAUGUAUUUUGGUUCAAGAUUGGCUUGGUCCUGAAGGUCAAAAGAUAUACGACAGCCUGGACUGGUUUGAAGGUGAGGAUGUAAACGACUAUGAUCUGAUGUGGAUCAAGUUGGAGCGAGCGGUAAGUCCAGAAUGUAACGAGAUUGUUGCUUCUAAGAAAUUUAAAGAACGAGUGCAAAAACCUGGGGAGACAAUAACUGUUUUUGUCACUGAUCUGCUGCUGUUACUGAAAGACUGUAAUUAUGAAGACGAAGAUAGACAAGUGAGAGAUCAGUUUGUUUACGGUGUCUCUGUUGAAGAACUAAAGAAAAGUUUGCUAGAAAAAGGAAACACUCUCCCAAGAGUUGAAGCUAUUACAAUUGGCAAGGCUUAUGAAAGUACAAAGAUUGAAGUCCAAGAGUGCAGUGCAAACCGAACUCCUGCAAAAGAGAGUAUAAAAGCUGUUUCUAAAGAUAAGCCCAAGAAAGUCCUCGUGUGUAAUUAUUGGUCAAACAAAAAGGGAGCUCAUAGCCUUUCAGACAAGAAACUCUGCCCGGCCUGGGGAGCAGUCUGCAGAAAAUCCAAGGCCAAAAAUCACUUUCAAGACUCAAAGGAGUGUAAACGCGUACAAAAAGGAAAACAGGAGAAACACUCAGAUCCAAAACAAUCAAAAUCAACCUCAAAACCGUUUGUACUGAGAGUAGAAGAAGAUGGUGAGGAUCACUAUUAUGAAGUUCUUGACGAAAUCUGUGUACUUAAUCAAAACUGUGAUCACAAGAAAGCUUUUGCAAACCUACUGCUGUCGAAGAAAAGAAUUCCUGUUAGCUUUCAGAUAGACUCUGGUUCAACAUGUAGCAUUCUCACUGUGAAUGUAUACAAAGAAAUCAGUGGAGAUUAUGAUCUCACUGACCUUAACACUGUAGUCAAGCCUGCUCUGUCUCUAUGAUGAAGAAACCAAAAUUCAACCCUGGGAACCAGAAAAGUCAUUGUGCUAAAUCCUGCAACCAGUGAAGAAAGGAUAAUUCAGUUUAGAAUUGUUCACAUAGACCUAACACCUCUGAUCGGUCUAAAUGACUCUGAAACACUCAAACUCAUUGAGCUCUUACGAGAGAAUAUUGCUGUAGUAGCCCCAGCUAACCCAAGUGUCCCUGUAACUGCCAGUGAAGUGACAACACCACUCAACUUGGAGACCAUUCUGACUAACUACCCUCAAGUCUUUGAUGACAGUAUAGGAAAGUUUGAGGGCGAGCUACAUCUUCACACAAGUCAUGAUGUCACUCCUCACAAAACAGCUCCUAGAGAGACCCCUCUCUCUGUGAAGAACAACUUUAUUGCUGAAGUAAAAGUAAUGUUUUCCAAACUAAAAACCAAAAAGAAACACUAA